UAGUCCCACCACUCCAAAGAGCUCAAUUGACCCCAACAAAGCUCCCACUUUUUCUCAUUUCAGUCCCAACCAGAGUCCACGGUCACGUCGAUGACCACCACCAUGUCCUCCGCCACGGCCACCACCACCACCACCCUCCUCCUCCUCCUCCUCCUAACCCUAGUCGCCACCUCCACCUCCACCUCAGCCCCAAUUCUCGGCCUCGACACCUUCCUCACCCACCAGUCCCGCUACGACCGGCAAGCCUCCAACGACUCCUUCCAGUCUCUCUCCUCCACUCUCCGCCACUCCCUCUCUCUCUCCUCGCCGUCUCUCUCCCACUCUCUCUCCUCCAUCCUCUCCCUCACCAUCCCUCUCUCUCUCCACGUCCGCCUCGUCGGCCCUUCCUUCCCUUCCUCCUCCGCCACUCUCCUCUCCUCCUUCCUCUCCGCCUCCCAGACCUCCGAUCACUUCCACGUCAUCACCCCCGCCGACGCCUCCGACUCUCACCGCUUGGCCGUCAAGCACUCCCUCCACCUCGACGUCAGUCACUCCCCCUCCCUCGCCUCUCAGCUCUCCAAAACCCUAGCCUCCGAGCUCGCCAAUACCCCCGCCAGUCUCCGAUCGCCGCUUGUCUCCGUCGCCUACGACUCAAUCGACCGGAUCAUCAAGCAGGACUUCGAGAAAGAGAAGCCGGUCCACGGCGUUUACCUCUAUUUCUUGGAUUUGGGGCCCCAAUCCAAGAGCUAUGCUUACAGCUAUGGAUCUGGUGACUCCUCUCCUGGCUUCACCAAGUGCUUGGGCAGCGUUUGGACCGGGUCGGACCGCUACAUUUGGAUCGAUUUGGGCGCCGGACCGGUCGACUACGGCCCGGCGCUUUCCGGCGACGCCGUGAAAGGGGAAGAAGAGAAAGAUAAGGGCCAUGUGGCCACAUGUGAGAGGAAGAGGAUAACAAAAAGAAAAGGGUAA
This is a messenger RNA of Rosa rugosa (rugosa rose), 948 nucleotides long. RefSeq lists its product as uncharacterized. The record is from RefSeq and is a predicted model, not a curated record. Bases 91 to 948 code for a protein of 285 amino acids. NCBI's taxonomy places the organism in Eukaryota, Viridiplantae, Streptophyta, Magnoliopsida, Rosales, Rosaceae. The transcript has 2 exons.